AUGUCUCUCACAAACGGUGCGUAUUUGUCUUCGUCGACGCCAACUUUCUUUCUGACAUGUGUCACAGAGGCCAUCUGGGCUGCCAGCCCCUCCACCACACGCGGACAAGCCACCCAGCUAUCUUCUGACGCUAAGGGCGAGCGAUUGGCUUAUGCAUCAAACAAAUCCAUCUUCCUACGCUCUAUCGACGACCCCACAGUUUCAAAACAGUACACAGAGCAUAAAGCCCAGACCACGGUUGCGCGUUUCUCGCCCUCUGGCUAUUAUGUCUGGGAUUGUGUUGGAGAGGGUGGCACGAGGGGGGACUUUCCCAUUAUCAGCGGGCGGAUUAAUGACAUCGCGUGGGACGGUGAAGAACAAUACGGGCGGUUCAUUACUUGGGAUAUUAGAGGACAUACAAGACCCCGUCCUUUUAGAGCGGCUGCAGGAGGUGAUGAUAGGGCCAUUACUACAAUACGCGACAACCAUAGCAACUAUAUCUAUGCCGUUGCUUUCAGCCCCGAUGGUUCUCAUUUUAUAUGGCUGUACGACGGCACAACUGGUGUAGUAGAGAAACAAAUUGGAGAAGGAGAACAUACAGGUAGUAUCUUUGGCGUCUCUUGGUCAAGUGACUCUAGAAAAUUCGUGACCGCGAGCGGCGACAGGACUGUCAAGCUUUGGGAUGUUGAAACUAGUGAAGCGAUCCAGACUUGGAAGUUUGAAGACGAAGGAAAGGCCGAUAUUCAUCAUCAGCAAGUCGGCGUGGUUAAGCCAUCAGGUCGGAGCGAUGGCCUUAUUAUCAGUUUAUCUCUCAGCGGAGACCUGAACUACUUGGUGGAAGGCACCCCUAAACCCAGACAGGUUAUCCAAGGACACCAAAAGAACAUCACGGCUCUGACCUCAUUCAAAUCUGCCGAAGGUACGGAGACGUUAUGGACGGGAAGUUUCGAGGGCCGAGUCCGCAGCUGGGAUACAGCGUCAGGCACUGCAGAACCAAUCGAUGGAGAAAACCCCACGGCUUAUAUUUCCGGACUCACAUCCACCUCCGAAGGGAAAGGCAGGAUAUACAGUGUUGGCUGGGACGACACUCUCCGUAUUGCAGAUGCUGGAGCCAAAACUUACACCGAAAUUUCGACCAGAUUAUCGUCACAGCCGAGAGCUGUUACAGCAACAGAGGGGACAGUUCUUGUUGCACAUGCGCAGGGCAUUGACAUUAUUCAAGACGGCCAGAAGACUGGCAGCGCUAAGUUGCCAGCUGAGGCGACUGCUGUAGCUAUUCACGGAACCACAGCUGCAGCUGGAGCCGUGGACUCCACGGUCCAGAUUGGAACGGUGAAGGACUCCACAUUCACGUCUGAAAUCGAAUUCAAAGCAUCACAGAACGGGAUCACUGUUCUCGCAUUCUCCCCCGAUGGUUCUUUACUUGCAGUUGGAGAUGCUCGUGGCAAGAUUCUGCUAUACAAUUCCAAAGACGGCAAACUAGUUACCGACCGCUGGGCUUCUCAUACUGCCCGCAUAACAUCGAUAGCCUGGAACCCGGAAGGUACUCAUGCAGUCAGCGGCUCUUUGGAUGCCCACAUCUUUGUCUGGAGCGUGGCCCAUCCAGGAGAACAUCUCCAGGCUGCACAUGCUCAUAAGGAGGGUGUCAAUGGUGUUGCGUGGAUUGAUGGCGGCAACAAGCUUGCUUCGGCUGGGGCUGAUGCCUCCGUCAAGAUUUGGAAACUACGACAAGUGACCUUCAUCCUUCCCCAAACCGGCCAGCGGCUCAAAGGCCUGCUGAAUCUGGGAAACCGCGAUGUUGCAGAAGAUGGCAGCGACGACGAACGACAUCCAUUGUUGGCUGGCAGCAGCGACAUGGAAUCGGCACACCACCCAUCCGACAUGAUGGCGACCAUGCGAGACAAAGUGCAAGGCUCGUGGAACGAAGUGUACGCAUUUGCAACCUCGGAACUGGGCAUAGGAGUCUUUAAGUUUGGCCUGGCUUACUUGCUGGGAUCGUUGGCAACUUAUAUUCCUGCUAUUUCCGACCUUCUCGGCCAUCAGGACGGCAAACAUCUAGUCGCAACCAUAACCGUGUAUUUCCACCCCGCACGCUCUCGAGGAAGCAUGUUCAAGGCGUUGAUCUGCGCAAUCCUCGCCUUUCUUUAUGCUAGCUUCGUGUCUGUCACCAGCAUGUGUGUGUCCAUGUUUUUCGAGAAUCUUGAUCUUCUCGUCAUAGGCCAUAUCAUAGUUUUGGUUGUAUUCUGUGCCGGAGGUUUCGGUUUUAUCGGUUGGGUGAAACAAAGAUUCAACGAUCCUCUGGUCAAUGUUGCAUGCUCGCUAGCCUCAUUAUCUACAAUCACAGUUCUCACGAGAGAGGGUGCGGUCCAGAAAGGCGAUUUGUCUUUUGCAAAGAUCUCGCAAACCGUGAAAAUGCUGGUAAUGGGGGUGUGUUCCACAAUGGCAGUAUCAUUUCUGAUCUUUCCCAUAUCCGCGCGGAAAAAACUGCGAUCCAAUCUGACAACCAUGACCAACACCCUCGCCAUAAUGUUAGCUGGUGUCACAGAAAGCUUCCUCACCGGAUCUGAUGAGAAUUUGCGCGCCUCAGGCUUUGCUGAUGCGUCGGCACGGAAUAGAAAGGCUUAUGGCGUUCUCGACAAUUUGGUCAAAGAGGCAAAACUUGAGCAUUAUGUCGCGGGCACUGAAAGAGAAUAUCGGUUGGAAAAGAGACUAGUUCGAUGCAUUCAGGAUAUCAAUCAGAAUAUGGGCGGCCUGCAGAGUGCUGCAAGCCUCCAGUUCCAGCUACUAAAACAAUCUCAAUUGCAUGUAUCAACUCCACAUGGGAGCAACUCAAUGGCCCGAAGGCCAAGUACAACUGGCCCUAUGGAUCACUUUUCAGCCUAUGGAGAUACGGCAUCUUUGGCAUCAGAAUAUGAACUUGAAACUGAGCCAGGCGAAACUGCUAUCCCUGUUCAAACUGACGAUAAUAAUCAGGAAGCUGGGAGCCCCCAUUCAGAACAGUCACCACAUCGGAUGUUUGAAGUCUUCAUCAGUCAUCUAGGUCCUUCAUUGCAAUCGUUUGCUUUCACCUUGAAAGAAAUCUUGGAGGAGAUUCCCUUUGGCCCUGGCCCGAAGUACCAAGUCUCGUUCAAUAGCAGAUUCAAAACAAGCCUCAACCGUGCUUUGGAGCUGUACCGAGAAGCAAGAGAAAAAGCUUUGGAGUCCGUAUAUCGUGAAAAAGAUUUCGCAAAAAUAGUAUCACCUGCUGUCGAGGCCGACAUGGAAGAAGUUUCAGCUAGCUGCGGUCAUUUCAGUUUCACGCUGAUGGAAUUUGGGGAACAGUUGAAAGAUCUACUUGAGAUUUUAGAUGAUCUGAAACUUGAGUGUGAAGAGCGCCCUCAAGGUCAUUCAUGGAACUGGCUCAAAUUCUGGCGCUCUUUCAAGAGCUCGGCACCUAAUUUCAAUUACUUUGACUACGGUGAAAGUCCAAACCCAAACCCUAACGCUACAUCUAAUAUACCUUCCAUAAUUCGGAAAACUUACUAUUCUCUGGAAACCGGAUACUCGGAUGGAACACGACAUCGAAAUCGGCUCCCGUACCGAAUCUGGAAGUCGUUGAGCUUUUUUCGUCGCGACGAGACAAAAUUUGCCUUGAAAGUUGGUGUCGGCGCUGCUCUUUACGCACUUCCAUCCUUUCACUAUGCAACCCGGCCCAUAUUCACUUAUUGGAGAGGGGAAUGGGGUCUUCUUUCUUACAUGUUGGUUUGUUCCAUGACUAUUGGCGCCUCCAAUACGACUGGAUAUGCUCGUUUUUUCGGUACCUGUCUAGGAGCUUGCUGUUCAAUUGCUGCUUGGUAUGCGACAGCAGGAAAUGUCUAUGGAUUAGCCUUCUUCGGUUGGUUAAUGGCUACAUGGACUGCUUAUAUCAUAUUAGUCAAAGGCCAAGGUCCAAUGGGUCGCUUUAUCAUGCUUACAUAUAAUUUAUCAGUUCUAUACGCCUACUCACUGACAGCGAAUGACAAUGAUAACGACGACGAUGAAGGUGGUACCCACCCAAUCAUCACUGAAAUUGCUCUCCAUCGUGUGGUUGCAGUUCUUUCUGGCUGCAUUUGGGGUAUUAUAGUUACACGAAUGAUCUGGCCAAUAAGUGCAAGAGCCAAGUUGAAAGAAGGGUUGAGUUUGCUGUGGCUACAAAUGAGUCUGAUAUGGAAACGUGACCCUCUGUCAACGAUGGUAGAUGGCAAGCCGGCUAUUGCAUAUUUGAGCUCCCGAGAGAAGCUGCAAAUUGAACGAUUUGUAUCACACCUAGAAUCACUACAAAAUGCCGCGAAGUCUGAAUUCGAGCUGAAAGGUGCAUUUCCGGAGGAAGCCUACCGGAAUAUGAUACAACGAACGCGAAGCAUGCUCAAUGCCUUUUAUGCUAUGAAUCUCGAGAUACUAAAAAACCUCACCGCUUCGGAAGGCGAGAUAUGUCUACUGCAAUACACUGCCCAGGAGCGAGGACAGCUGUCAUCUCGCAUUAGUCAUUUGCUUUCUGUUCUUGCAUCCUCUAUGAAACUCGAAUAUCCCUUGAAUAACUCUCUUCCAAAUAUACAGCAUGCGAGGGACAGGCUCCUGGCUCGCAUAUUCCACUUUCGCCAAGAAAGUGAGCGCUCGUCACUUACAACUGACGGUGAUUAUGCCCUACUUUAUGCCUACGGUAAGAUUUGCCCUCAUGCGCAUCUAUUGCCAUCGCUGAUGCAAGUAGUCUUGGUUACGGGUCAGCUUGGGACCGAUCGCGCGUCCCUCACCAUGCAGAUUGAUCCGGCAGCUCUGAGUCGCACAGACUCGACAUCAGCAGGUGUAUCAGCUUCCAAAACUGUCGCAUCAUCCGGUUCUCUGACCCAGAAAUCCACAAAACCUCUUAUAUCUGUCCCGCGACUCGAUCUCGAACCUGCAUAUACCGACCUCAAAGCCGCAAUCGGCGACAACUGGGCUGAGUACAAGCAGUCCACAGCCCUUUUCCUCCUUGGCCAUCUCAACCAAGAUGAAUUCUCCUCACGCGCCGAUCACAUAGUUUGCGCUGAUCCGAAAACUGAACAUCUACAUAACAAUUUUAUAUGCGCACUUAUUGGAAACUUAUCGAGAGACCUCCCUGAUCAUGGAGUCGCGAGCUGGGUAUCAGCAAAUGACAAACCGACUGUGGUGUCCAAACCGGUCUCUAGUGACCUCGCGGAGCAAAGGCUGAAGACGGAGGUUAUGCAACUGCCUCCCCGAGAUCGUCGUAGAAUCAAGGCCAUUACUGAGCCGGAUCCUCAGGAAAUCAGCCGAAAUGAGCUUGAAGAAUACCAUCUAGCUAAGCAGAUCAAGCUACCCAGCCAGGUGCCAGCAAGUGCCGGGGGUCUGAAUAAAACCAAUUGGGAACUCGAAAUCAGAAAACGUUAUGCUCAACCACUCGCGUCAGAAACUGGUGAAUUCCCUGAUGCGGAGUCGAUCUACGCGCGUAUGGUGCCGAUUUGCUACGAGGAGUCCGUCGCUAGCGGAGCGAGUUUUCCUUGUGCAGAAUUAAUGGCUAUUGCGACGGAAACAUAUGUCAAAGAAGUAUUAUCAAGUGUUUUCUCACGCACAAGGCAUAACGGUCCGUCUGGGACCAUCAAUGGCAUGGUGACGCGGAAAUAUCGCAGACAGCUAGAGCGCGAAGAAUUGGCGUUCGCCCGCGGAGAAAUAGCCAAGGACAUCGCAUCCGGCCUUCUCCCAGCCGAGGCGCGAGAAGCGAGUAUCAGGCAACCGUUGGGAGUGAGAGACCUGAAGCUUUCGCUCACUCUGGGUGGCGCUCUACUUGGCCAAAUGCCCUUGCUCAUCGACCAUAUUAUGAGCGCAUACGAUGAAGAUGAACUAGAAGCUGAACGACAAGGAUAUAUUGAGGAAUUGCAAACGAAGACCGAGGAUGAUGAUGGGGUUCCUAGCGCUGAUGAAAUGGAUAUAGACGAAGAAUGGGGGUGGGAAGGAGGCACAGGUGUAGAAAGGGAGCAGUUAGGCUCUCUUCUUGACGAAUGCCUAGCACUGGCAGCCUAG
This is a messenger RNA of Talaromyces proteolyticus, 6012 nucleotides long. Its product is annotated as transcriptional regulator of RNA polII, SAGA, subunit-domain-containing protein. Gene Ontology annotation, molecular function: protein binding. Lineage: Eukaryota; Fungi; Ascomycota; Eurotiomycetes; Eurotiales; Trichocomaceae. Gene Ontology annotation, cellular component: SAGA-type complex. Bases 1 to 6012 code for a protein of 2003 amino acids. The record is from RefSeq and is a predicted model, not a curated record. The transcript has 16 exons.